AUGGUGGUAUGCACAUUCACCCGCUCCGCUGUUGCCUUCCUCAACUUGCUGACGUUUGGACUCUGGUCAAAGCUUGGCCGUCUCACCCACUACGCCUUUGAUGCGGUCCUGAUCUCUACGAUCCUUGCCGGUAUGCGCCGCUCGACCGGCCUGACUUUCCACACCGAACGGAUAUCCAGCGAGAACAAGGAGCUCAACACCUGGGUCGAGAGAUAUCUCGGCGUCGGCGAGUGGGUCAUGGACCAGUCUACUGCCAUCGCGGGAUCCAGCGGCUGGUUCAAGCGCACCCGGUAA
Molecule: messenger RNA, 294 nt
Organism: Microdochium trichocladiopsis
Lineage: Eukaryota; Fungi; Ascomycota; Sordariomycetes; Xylariales; Microdochiaceae
Exons: 4
Coding region: 1-294 (97 amino acids)
Cellular component (GO): cytoplasm
Source: RefSeq, a predicted model, not a curated record